AUGUCCCUACUUAAGGCAUCAAUAGUGCCAAUGUUAGCUUUAGUAAUCACAAUAUGUGCAUCCUCGGCGUAUGCGGACUUGUUAGUGCAGUUGAAUGUGAAUCGGCCCUUGAACGAUGUGAAUGAGAAAUUUGUUAGUUUUACUGUUAAUCCGUCGGACUUAUAUCAUGCGCUCGAUGGCUUAAACAGGAAAAGUCUUACGCAAAUGGCCACAAUGCUGGGCACUUCGUAUGUAAAAUUUUCGGAUGAUUAUAAUUUCAUACCAGAUACCGAUACGAAAUAUCGAAAUCCGACAAAAACUAUAUGGAAAGGAUUCAAUCGCUGGACGAGUGCCGUCAACUGGACCAUGAUUAUGCCACUGCCAUAUGAAGCUGGCGAAUGGGAUCCCAUGCAGUCGCUGAGAAUAUUGAACAACUCUUACACAACGGGUAUAACCGAUUGCAUAUGGCAGCUUGGUACAGAGUUCGGCCCUAGUGUCUCGGAGUACUUCAACGACUUAAAUACAUUAAGUUUGAUGGUGGAUACAUUUGGUCCCUAUGUUGAUGAUUGGGAAGUUAUCGGCGCUGAAAUGCCUUCGGGCAGCACAAAUGAAGAUAUACGACGUUAUAUCGAGUACAGCAAGGACUUGAAUGCGGCCUUCAAUUGGUUACAACCCGCAGAUGCUUCGACUUCAAAUGCUUUGUUUGGCACGGUCUACGAAAGCGAUCGAGUUCUGCGCGCCAUGUUCAAUGAAAAAGUACCAGUUUGGUUAAACUUCAUGCCCAAAGAGAGGACAAAUAAGUCAAAAUGGGGAAGCAGCGGUACUACUGACGGUAGUGAAACAACGGAGGAUAUCACCGAAGUGCUACGUUGGGCACAGACGCUUGGCGAAGCGGCAAGCUCGGGUUUUGAUGCGGUAUUCCGACGCAUGGAACUAGAUGAUUUGGAGCGCCCUAGUCAAAGUUUCUUUGCAACUUUGGUAUUCAAGAAAGUGAUGGGUUCACGUGUAUUUCCCGCACGCCCCUUUACCAUAUUUUUGCGCAGUAACAAGCUCUACACGCACUGUGCAAAUACAGUAUCGGGCGGCAUAGCCUUUAUGAUAGUCAAUCCCGAUGAUGAAACCAAACAAAUAUCCAUUAGGUCCGCUACAAAGCUAUCGGGUGAGGAGUACUGGCAAUAUAUUUUGACAUUCAAGAAGAAUCAUACCUAUUUGAACAAUGAUAAGUUAACACUAAACUCAACGCUGCCACCACAAAUUAAGACGAAGAGUCCAAAUAAGUCGAUACAAUUGAAUUCACCUGGGAAAUCCAUUGGCUUCUGGGUAUUACCAAAUGCCGACCUGGAGCAUUGUCAGUUUACAGAGAUUGAUAUUGACGAAUUGGAACGGGGUUCGGAGGAGGAAAAAGUGUUGCAUAAACAAAUUUCGUCGUCGGAUAAAUUGUUGCAACAACUAAUACAGGAAACAGCGCUACCCGACGAUGCUAACAUGAGAAAUAAAUACCGCGGACGUCGCUAUGCCACACGUGCCCGUCAUGUUGUGCUGAAAGACAAAGACGAACAUAUAGAAUCUUUGGCCAAACUCUUUGAGCCGCUCUCUCUCGAAGAAAAGUCGCCGAAAAAGCGUGAGGAAGCGAUUGAGGAUCGACGCGCAGCAACAUUGAAAUGGAUUAAGGAUUUGUUGAAUACUGCUAUGCAGGAUGGUGACGAUUUGUUUUCAUUGAAACGAAAUACACGUAGUGUCGAUGAUUAUUUUGGCGCUAUCUUCGGUACGAAAGGUGCCCAAAAAAGAUCACCUAUAGUUAAGAAAAUUACCGAAAUUCGUAAACCAGAAAAGAAAUUCAUUAAACCAGCUUACGAUCCAGCGCAUUUCAAUGAGGAGGAGUUUUUUAAUAAAAUGGGUACCGAAGACGAACCCGAACUGCCACGUGUACCCGAAGGUGAUGUACACCUAACGCAUAUUACCAAUGUGGAGGGUGAAGAUGUUAAUGAAUCGAAAGAGCGGGGGCAGAAGAAACUAGCAACUAUGAAAAUACAAGGAACAAUUGGUAAAGAGACAAGAAAUGAAAUGAAAGAGACACGAAACGAAAUGAAACCGGUACGCUUACUGCCCACCGAGUUCUACGAGGCAAUGCCAGUACGGAGUUCGGAACAUAGUCAAUUCAGGAAGCCGCACAAAUGGAACGCACUAUUAUUUCCCGAGCCUUUUACGAAAAAAUCAGUUAUUAACGACAAGAAAUUGAAAAGUAACACGCUCGGCGAAUCUACUGAUUUCCACGACGCCGAUGCUGAUGUGGAAAAAGUGCACACAGCGCAAAUUCAAAGCGGUGGUCAGCUAGCUGAAGACUUUCUGCGCGCACAAGAAGAACUGGCACGCACUUUCCUGCGCGACCACGAGGACAAAGAACAAGUCGAGAAGAGCAACAAAAAAGAGCUGAACGAAAGACAUCCCGAAAGUGAGGAUGUGAUGCUGGAGAAAAUCAAAUCAUUACGCAAUAAAUAUAUUGAUUACUUGGCGGAGAAUUUGGAGAACUACUUCAAUGAGCGUGGUAUUGUCGGGCAUUUGGAUAUGCAAAAGAGUUUAGAGCGCGCCACUGCUCCCUCGACAACGGAGGCACCUUGGUGGAAUUUGAGUUCGCUGCGUAAACGACGAUCGCCACGCGCUUUGCAUUAUCAAAUGCCUGACGAUGCAUGGCUGACAAAUAUGAUCACCAAAGACGAAGAGUUGCUGCCAUUGGGAAGCAUAAUGCCCGAACGUUUGGUGGAGAACGAACGAGCUGCAGGAGUUUCAAACCAUUUACCAAUGCAUGACGAAAUAAGUAACAAAAAAUAUAACGGUUAUUUAAGAACAGUCAAAGAUAAAGUUAAUAAGGUCGUAGACAUAGUGACGAAGCAUGUGAGCGAGUGGUAUAAUACAUUCACGAAGCCUGUGGCCGAUGCACAGGAUGAGUCGGAUGGCAACCGACUGAAAAUAACAAGAGGAAAGAGAAGGUAUUGA
Molecule: messenger RNA, 2973 nt
Organism: Bactrocera latifrons
Lineage: Eukaryota; Metazoa; Arthropoda; Insecta; Diptera; Tephritidae
Exons: 5
Coding region: 1-2973 (990 amino acids)
Cellular component (GO): extracellular matrix
Source: RefSeq, a predicted model, not a curated record